GGAACAUCGUAAGACAUGGUUAUGAUUUGUUUCAUUUAUAUUGUGCUGUGUAUUAAUUUCAUCCAAAAUGUAGUUUGCUACAAUAAACGAAUCCUUACAAAUGAUCCAGACCACGUCGAAACGAGAUUCAAUCAUUUGGAACAGAGAAUACAAAGUUUAGCAUCCCAGCUAUCACAAAAUGAUGAUUCAAAUGGAAAACACUAUACAUGGCCUUUCUACCAGACUUGCUGAAAAGGACAAAGAGGUAUUAGCUCUUCAAAACACAACACACAUACUGACAGAAACGAAUGCACAGAAAGAUAGACUUGUAUUACAGUUGUCAAGUAAUUUAACUGUACUACAGUUUGAAGGAAGACGUAUUGCUUUCCAUGCAAGAAUGUCAACCGACAAGACACAUCUUGCUUCAUUCGCCACAGUGAAGUUUGAGACGGUAGUAACAAACGAAGGUCAAGCCUAUAGUCCCGUCACAGGUGUGUUUACCUGUCCUCAAGAUGGAACUUAUAGUUUCUCUUGGACAUUAAUAACACUAGCCGGUAAUUGGUGCAACACCGAGUUUGUCGUAGAUGGCAAUAUCAUAGCCUAUACUCACGACGAGGCUAACAGUUCUACUGAUCAUAAAACUUCAUCUCAAAGUGCGGUUGUUCUUUUGAAGAAAGGAAAUAAAACUUGGAUACGAGCUUAUAGAUCCCAGGCAGGGAGGUGUUAUCCCACGUGGUCGUCUUACUCUGGUUUUAAAGUGUGA
Mytilus trossulus (common blue mussel) is the source of this 742-nucleotide messenger RNA. Its product is annotated as complement C1q tumor necrosis factor-related protein 7-like. The transcript has 3 exons. The coding region runs from base 179 to 742 and encodes 187 amino acids. Gene Ontology annotation, molecular function: protein binding. The record is from RefSeq and is a predicted model, not a curated record. Lineage: Eukaryota; Metazoa; Mollusca; Bivalvia; Mytilida; Mytilidae.